AUGGCCAUGACAAACUCAGCUAUUGGUUUUGAAGGCUAUGAAAAGAGGCUUGAGAUGACUUUUUUUGAGAGUAGUGUUUUCUGUGAUCCUUCUGGAUUAGGUCUCCGUGCAUUGUCUAAAGACCAAUUGGAUGAAAUUCUGAACCCUGCAGAGUGUACUAUUGUUGACUCACUAUCUAAUGAUUAUGUUGAUUCAUAUGUUCUUUCUGAGUCAAGCUUGUUUGUUUAUGCGUACAAACUUAUCAUCAAAACCUGUGGGACUACAAAGUUGCUUCUGUCUAUCCCUGCAAUUCUUAAGCUUGCAGAUGGUCUUAACAUUGCUGUGAAAUCAGUGAGAUACACUCGUGGAAGCUUCAUUUUUCCGGGAGCUCAAUCAUUCCCUCAUCGAAGCUUUUCUGAGGAACUUGCUGUUCUUGAUAGCUAUUUUGGUAAACUUGGUUCUGGUAGCAAUGCUUACAUGAUGGGUGAUGCUGAUAAGUCCCAAAUUUGGCACAUUUACUCUGCCAGUGCUAAGACAGAAACUUCACCGGAAGCUGUCUAUGGGCUUGAAAUGUGCAUGACUGGUUUAGAUAAAGAAAAGGCAUCUGUGUUUUUCAAGACAAGCACAUCUUCAGCUGCUUUGAUGACUAGGAAUUCUGGAAUCAGGAAGAUCCUUCCAAAUUCUGACAUAUGUGACUUUGAAUUUGAUCCAUGUGGGUAUUCAAUGAAUGGAAUUGAAGGAAAUGCAAUCUCAACUAUCCAUGUCACCCCUGAAGAUGGAUUCAGUUAUGCAAGCUUUGAAGCAGUGGGUUAUGAGUAUGAAGAGAAAUCUCUGAAUGAAGUUGUUGAAAGGGUUUUAGCAUGUUUCCAUCCAGCUGAGUUUUCUAUUGCUUUGCACAUUGAUAUGAAUGGUGAAAAACUUAACCAAUUUGCUCUAGACGUGAAAGGAUACUACUGUGGAGAGAGGAGCAGUGAAGUUGUUGGAGAAGGUGGUGCUGUUGUUUACCGUUCCUUUGUUCGAAAUGAUGGCUGCACAUCUCCAAAGUCUACUCUGAAAUGUUGCUGGAGUGAGGAUGAGAGCGAGGAGGAAGAGGUGAAGGAGACAUAG
This is a messenger RNA of Vicia faba (fava bean), 1086 nucleotides long. The record is from the annotation of a GenBank genome assembly. Lineage: Eukaryota; Viridiplantae; Streptophyta; Magnoliopsida; Fabales; Fabaceae.